Guillardia theta CCMP2712 is the source of this 298-nucleotide messenger RNA. RefSeq lists its product as hypothetical. NCBI's taxonomy places the organism in Eukaryota, Cryptophyceae, Pyrenomonadales, Geminigeraceae. The record is from RefSeq and is a predicted model, not a curated record. The transcript is spliced from 2 exons. The annotation marks the transcript as partial.
GAGCAAGACCACAAAGAAAUCGCGGAUUGGGAUGUCUGGUGGCUGUGUCAUACGUUCUUAGCAGGGAUCGCGGUUUCCCCAUAUGACUCUUGGGAGCAAUCGCACGAGCUGCAGGAGGCCAAGCAGUACGCCACGUCGAUCGAGAAGUGUCUUUGCCUCAAGCGUGCAGGAUACUGCGAGCUAGGACAUGCUAUGAAAAAGGAUGGACUGUUCUGCAAUGCGAGAUCCAAAUGCUGUUGUCGCCAUGGACAGAAUCAGUGUUUCCUUGAGAGGAAGAGCCUGUGGGCAAGACCUGGAG